UUUUCAUCUUCAAAAAUGUUCAACGCUGGGCAGCUUUUUGAAUCACUUCUUUCGAGUGGCGCAGGAAAUGGAUUGCUUCAACAAUUAGCUGGUGCAGUCCAAGGGGGUGACUUUGGAAGCAUUCUAAAUUCAAUUUCGGGUGGGGCUGAUGUUAACGAAAAAGACGAGAAAAAUGGAACAACACCUCUACAAAUGGCUAUUAUGGCCGGGCUUACAGAAAUUGUUAAGUUGUUGUUAUCAAAAGGAGCAUCCGUUAACCAAACCAACAAUGAAGGCAAAAACGCUUUGGAUAUAGCUAAACAAGGAGUAGAUGAUGCUCCAGAUGAUGAAACUAAAGAAAAGUUUCAAGAAAUGGUUCAGAUGCUUGUUCAACAUUCUAAUCAGUAA
Molecule: messenger RNA, 387 nt
Organism: Meloidogyne enterolobii
Lineage: Eukaryota; Metazoa; Nematoda; Chromadorea; Rhabditida; Meloidogynidae
Source: the annotation of a GenBank genome assembly